Didymosphaeria variabile is the source of this 2142-nucleotide messenger RNA. RefSeq lists its product as uncharacterized. The transcript has a single exon. Gene Ontology annotation, biological process: protein phosphorylation. The record is from RefSeq and is a predicted model, not a curated record. The coding region runs from base 1 to 2142 and encodes 713 amino acids. Gene Ontology annotation, molecular function: protein kinase activity; ATP binding. NCBI's taxonomy places the organism in Eukaryota, Fungi, Ascomycota, Dothideomycetes, Pleosporales, Didymosphaeriaceae.
AUGACAGCGCGAACGCUGAACAAUGUGGUCAAUGAUCAGACUGUUGCACUCAAUGCUUUGAUCUACGGCUACGGUGGCCAUUCGCUCGUUACCCCGCAGUAUGCCCUGCAACAGAUAUGGUGGACCGAGGAAAGAAUCGACGAGAAGGUGGAUGAGGACUAUGUGAAUUCAAGAUUGCAGCCCAAGGAAAGAGAAUGGCUCAGCAGACCUGUGGGCUUUGGCGAUCUCACAGACGACACCUACCUAGAAUGGAUCCUGGAAAAGGCCCGCCGGUUGUUCCUUAUACUAGUCGAGAUCGGCGAGGCGGAUCGCAUAUUCGCUGUCGUCGAAAAGAGCUGGGAUGACGACGACCUCCCCCUGUCCAUGGAAGAUAUCGAACAGCUCGCCUUGACCAACAGACGCGACGAUCAAGCCAAUGUUCGCUUCUAUCAGACCCAGUUCUCCUUCUUACUGCGAGUGCUCGGUCCAGGCGUACACGUCGAUUAUGCGUCCAACGAGCAGAUACCCUUGGAGUUCGUCAUGGGACUGCCCCCCGCCGUUGCCCUCCAGCCAUGGUCGCGAGUGCAUUUACCCAAGAAGCCCCACGAAGUGUACGUCAGGAGAAAAUUUGCAUUGGGUAACGCAGAGUCUACAUUUGCAUUCGAAGAAGACUACAUCAUGGACGUCGAAAGCGCGCAGAUGGUUGAGCAUGAACAUAUUGCCCCGGUUUGGGCAUCCUACACCUCAAAAGGGUUCGGUUAUACUUUGACCAACUUCGUAGGUCAACAUACACUCAAGACUUUCAUCGACCACCGAGAACCCCCACAAUAUAAAAGGCUUGCCAAACCGGAGCGAAGACAGCUGGUUCUCAAUUGGAUGCUUUGUCUUUCGGAUGCCGUCGCAACGCUACACCGCAAUGGCUAUUGCCAUUCUGCUAUUCGCCCCUCGAAUAUCAUCAUAGACGAGCACAACAAGAUAGCAUUUAGCGAUAUCGCAAGUUUAUCCACCUUCACAAGAGACAAGAAGCCGGAUCCAAUGGACGCGUACAUAUAUGGGGCAGCAGAGACACAGAAUGCGGCCGCUUCGAUCGAACCCGAUGCCGUAGCCCCUCCGCCUAUCGUUGGUACGCGGCGAAAACCCUCCAUUGCAAGCAAGAGCUCAUCGGGCUCAUCAAAUAGUAGCGGUUCGCGCCAGAAGUUGACAAAGUCCCCAACGAAUGAGUUCUCCGGUUUCAACUUUGGCUUCAGAAGGAUGUCCAAGCAACCUGUACAACAGCGUCAGAGGUCGCGCGUCCAUGAAACUGAGCAGGCAGACGUGUUUUCGCUUGGUUGCGUUUUCGUUGAGAUGGUAACGUUCAUGCUCAAAAAGAAGCCUAAUGACUUUGUCAAACACAGGUCAACCAAGCAGAAAGAGAAGGUGAACAACGGGGGCAAGAAUUCGCGGACAGAUUCAUCGUAUCAUGCCAAUAUGGACAAGAUCGAGUCGUGGAUGAGGAUCCUAGAAGACUCAGCGUCAGCAAAUGAACACGAGGAGUUUGUAGCAAUACCGCACAUUCUAAUACUUGUCCGGACCAUGCUGAGCAGGAAUGCGCACAUGCGCCCAAGCGCGAGAGCGGUCCACUCACAACUUACGGACAUCCUGCUUGAGUACACUACCAUGCCCGACAUACACUGUGGUGCGCAUAAGCAUGAAACCCGUCCUGCGGCAUCCUCAAGGUCGGUCUCAGAUGGAGGGUGGACAAAUUCUAAUCGCGCUUCGUCGAUCUCUGGCUCCUCUAUCUCAUCAGCGUCUUCGGACGCUGAUACCAUUCGAGAGUCGACGUCCUCUUCACGCAUGUCUUCUAUACUCAACUCUUACUCCGAACGGUCAACGCUUUCGGGAAUUUCAGAGGUUGAUGACGACGAGACGUGGACAUCGUUUUCCAAGAAGCCGGUACCAUCGCCAGUCAACACAGCAUCACCUGUCAGUGCAAGAUUCGAGGCAUCACCGCUGCCAUCACCCGUCGAUACGAGAUAUGAGACAUCACCGCCCCUUUCGCCUCUUUCACCCGUCUCGCCUCGAUCUUUCAAAACACCAAUCACACCGGACUCAGACCGAUCUCCGAGCCCAUCAAGUGCAGUGGUGCAGCCAAGUCGAUGGAAGCCGCGUUUGCUGCUUCCUUAG